This is a messenger RNA of Pocillopora damicornis (cauliflower coral), 2206 nucleotides long. Its product is annotated as caspase-3. Gene Ontology annotation, molecular function: cysteine-type endopeptidase activity. Gene Ontology annotation, biological process: regulation of apoptotic process; proteolysis. Lineage: Eukaryota; Metazoa; Cnidaria; Anthozoa; Scleractinia; Pocilloporidae. The record is from RefSeq and is a predicted model, not a curated record.
UGGUUCUAAGACGUAUGAUUCAUUCGGUAAAUAUGGCACUUUUGGAGGUGAUUCCCCGUAGCGUAGUUGCUUAAGAAAUUCAUAAAAACGAUGCUUUAGUAGUCUUUGCCCUUAUACAAAGGUCUAAGAACGAUGGGAACCCCUAACUAUGCUUACAGAUUGCGGAAAAAACGUGACAAGGUUUUAAGAGAUUUAGAGCCAAGGAAGAUUUUAAACCUUCUUUACCAAGAAGAGGUUUUCGAAUCGGAAGACAUGGAGGAAGUGAAAGCGGGGGGAGCGAGAAAUAUACAAGCCAACAUAUUGUUGGAUAAAAUACUCCAUUCGGGGGAUGAAAAUAUUGCUACGUUUGUGAACGCUUUAAAGAGAACUCAACUACAUCUUUACAAGUUACUUCAAAAUCCUGUUCCCGGAGAAGAACUGGCAGAAGGAGAUCGGAGGGUAAAUCAAAUUACAGGACAGCUUUACACGACUUCAUUGAAUACCCACCAUGAAUACCCCAAUUACAUUGGCAAAGCUCUUAGUCCAACAAGAAUGGUCCCUGCAAAGAUUGGCAACACUGAGAAGGGAGCUGCCUAUUCUCACACUUCUGAUGCACAUCUUGUAGAACCACCUCCAGAUGAAAUUUGCAGCUUUGUGAAACCAACAGAUUGGAAGAAAAUACCACCUCACAUCUGUCCAGAUUCAGAGAAAGUGUACCCUAUGACGUCAAAGCCCAGAGGGAUCGCAUUGAUCAUUAAUAAUGAGAUCUUCCCUGAUAAUCCUGAAAAGACAGAAAAAGAGAAAGAAAAAGAAAAAUUAGAAGUCCGCCAAGGCUCUGACAAGGACGUCAAAUCACUUGAAAAGUUGUAUGAGGCUCUGGAUUUCAAAGUGAGGACUGAAAGAAACAAGAAAAGAAAAGAGAUUUUGGAGAUCUUAGAUGAUGUGUCUCAUCAGGAUCACUCGCAGUACGAUUGCUUUGUUUUAUGGCUGAUGAGCCAUGGCCAGAAUGGAUUAUUCUAUGGCUCAGAUGGAGAGACUGUCCCAAUUGAGACUGUGCGGGACUUUUUCAGCAAUGCAAACUGCCCAUCAUUAAAAGGCAAGCCAAAGGUCAUUUUCAUCCAGGCUUGUAGAGGCCAAGAAAGGGAAAAAGGUGUGGUAGCUGAUGCCCCAAAUGCACCAGCCCCUCAACCACCACAACCUUCAACAAAUGAUGAUUUGUCAGGCAGCACUAAUAGUGAAGUUACUGACAAAGGUUUUACUUUUUGCAUCAGAGAAACCAUUGCUAAUCAUGCUGAUAUUCUGAUAGCUAAUUCAACCCUCAGUGGUCAUGCAGCAUUCCGAAAUCCUGUGUUGGGAAGCCGCUUCGUACGCUGUGUUGUGGAGGUCUUUCAAGAACAAGCUGGCUCUGAGGAUAUUCUGGGCAUGCUCACAGAGGUUAACAACAGGAUCAGUGGAAUGGGUGAAAUCGAUGAAAAACAAAUAUCAGAACCAACAUCAACCUUGAGAAAGAAGCUUUACUUUUGGCCUGGAUUGUAGCAGAUGUAUAGGGGUUACAGCUGUUAGGCAGUUUUGUAGACAUUCCUUGAUCCUUAGUUGAAGGAGCAUUAUGCUUCACAAUCAGAAACACUCUUACAUGUAUCUCCAAGUGUCUUAGAGUACUGUGUGCAUGAAACUAUAACACAGAUCACAUUUCAAGAUCCCAAAGAGCAGCUAAUCCUUACAAAAAUUGUCAUCAAUUUUUCCAUAAACUAAACUUAAGAGGCCAUCACCUAGAUUUGUGUUCUAACAUUAAAUAACUGGCUGCUUUCCUGUGGAAAAUGUAUAAAACCAAAGAGGGAAGUACAAACCGUAGAUAAACAUGGCAAAGAUUAAUAUGGAUGCAGACAAAGAAGCUAGAAAAGUUAAGUGUAAUUUUUCAGGAUGGACAAACCAUUAUGGAGCCUUUUUGAUGAAUAGAAUUCUGCAUAUUGGCAGAAGGAUAGAGUAGCUGACAUCUUAUUUAGGGGCAUAAAAGUCUGGGCUUUUAAAGUUGGCUUUAUAUAUGUACAUUCCAAAGUGUCUGUUGGCACACUACAAAUAUUUUACAAUUGUAGAGCUGUUAAGUCUCCAGUAUUUAGUAUGAGACUCACAUGAAGUAGUGUAAUCUUAGGCUCUUAGGCUGAAACUACAAUCCCUCACACAUUAAAGGUUUCUGAAAUUAAUAAACUUUUGAGUUUGGAUCAGCAAA